Molecule: messenger RNA, 771 nt
Organism: Durio zibethinus
Lineage: Eukaryota; Viridiplantae; Streptophyta; Magnoliopsida; Malvales; Malvaceae
Product: NAC domain-containing protein JA2-like
Biological process (GO): regulation of DNA-templated transcription
Molecular function (GO): DNA binding
Source: RefSeq, a predicted model, not a curated record
AAGAUGGUUUUUAUUGGCUUCAGAUUCAAUCCCACCGAUGAAGAGCUUAUCGAAAUCCUGAACCAGAAAGUAUCUGGGAAGACUGCCAUGGCGCCUUUGGAUUUCAUUGUUGAAAGAAAUAUUUAUGAAUUCGAGCCCCAAGAUCUUCAAUGGAUUCAAAGUGCGGCCUUUAACAAGAACGAAAAGUAUUACUAUUGUAGGAGGGAGAGCGAUUCAAGAGAAGUACCGGGUCGAGGAUGGUGGAAGGCAACAAGUCAUGUCAAGACAAUUUCUGAUAAUGGACAGGCGGUGGGUUACAAAAGACCCCUAACAUUUCACAAGUUUAGGGAUAACCAAACAAAGCGCAAAGUUGCAAUCAAAACUGACUGGAUUAUGCAUGAAUAUGGGCUUCAAUCCACUGCAACGGAGUGGAGACUCUGUAAGAUUAUGUACAAAGGAAAAGAAAAGCUUGAAGAAGACAUGGAAAACAUCAUAAACGACAAUCCAAUGAGUUCAAAAGCUGGAGUUAGCAGUAGUUCCGUAAAUCCCAUGCAGUUAGAGUACUUUGCUUUUGAGGAGCAGCAGCCAUUUCUACCACCAUUACCUGAAAACAAUUAUUAUGAAAAUUAUUUUUGGUCAUCCUCAUCAUUUGAUGAUCUGCAGCAGCAGCUGGAAUUGGCGCAGUCAUCCUCUUUAUUUGAUCCAAGUUCUUCGAUGCCAAUUCUCACACCAAGCUAUGAUCACUUUGCCCAACAAGACAACCAGCAACCAUUUGCAGACCUGUGGUCCUAG